This is a messenger RNA of Chroicocephalus ridibundus (black-headed gull), 9487 nucleotides long. RefSeq names its product RAS protein activator like 2 (gene RASAL2). NCBI's taxonomy places the organism in Eukaryota, Metazoa, Chordata, Aves, Charadriiformes, Laridae. The coding region runs from base 1 to 4266 and encodes 1421 amino acids. Gene Ontology annotation, biological process: regulation of GTPase activity. The transcript is spliced from 19 exons. The record is from RefSeq and is a predicted model, not a curated record.
AUGAGUGCUUUCAAAAAGCACUACAGUCUCGCUCCCAGGACCUUCAGAAGAUCGCUGUCGGAACAAGAUGCUGGCAGUGCUGCCUUGAAGGACUAUCAUUGGUAUGACCAAAUGAAGAGCAAGAAGAUGAAUAAACAAAUGAGUUCUGACCCAGAGAAACCUGUCGGAGCGUACAGGUGGCAGACACAUCCUCGCCUUCCCUGGAGGAUAGGCAAAAGAGAGGGCUUGUGCAGCCUGAAAGGGGAAUGCAGUGAUCCAAGUCUUGCCAAAAGUUCUGCAAGCGUGGCUGCUACCAGCGCUGAUGAUCUCCAUGAAGACCCAAUGGAGACACUUUUCCAGGCAAGGACUAGACCGUUUCGGGUUCCUUUCAACCGAUCUCUGUCUGAACCUGUGCCACACAUUGGAAACAGGAAUGCAAAGCCUUUUCUGCAAGCCGUGCAUUCAGUAGACUCUGAACAGCAAGGCUAUUUCAUCCGUGGCAUUUUCUCCUCUCUCUCAAGUGGUUUUUCAAAGAUAAUGAAUCGGAAAGGAGAGCCUGGCAGUGAGUCAGUAAAUGACGGGAAGACAGAUGAUAAUCAAAUUGAUUCGAGUACAGAUGUGAAAGGACCACCUACACACAGACUGUCCUGCGGCCAGUCCCCCUACACUGAAACGACAACAUGGGAGAGGAAGUACUGCAUCCUGACGGACAGUCAGCUGGUGCUGCUCAACAGAGAGAAAGAGGUGCCCAUCGAUGGGGUCCAAGAGCCGCAGGCGGAUGCUACCAAAGGGCGCUGCCUGCGCCGGACAGUGAGCGUCCCCUCCGAGGGCCAAUUCCCCGAGUACCCGCCAGAGGGGGCCGCCAAACUAGAGGUCCCAGCAGAGAGAUCUCCUCGCAGGCGGAGCAUCUCCGGGACCAGCACCUCUGAGAAAACCAACUCCAUGGAUGCUUCGAAUACCUCUCCUUUCAAAGUGCCAGGCUUCUUCAGUAAACGUCUGAAAGGGUCCAUCAAGAGGACAAAAAGUCAGUCAAAGCUGGACAGGAACACGAGUUUCCGACUCCCAUCUCUCCGCAAUGCUGAUGACAGGUCCCGCGGAUUGCCAAAGCUGAAAGAGUCUCGUUCCCAUGAGUCUUUACUGAGCCCAGGCAGCGCCGUGGAGGCCCUGGAUCUUGGGUCAGAAGAAAAAGUCUUUGUCAAACCACUACACAGCAGUAUCCUCGGGCAAGACUUCUGCUUUGAGGUGACCUAUUCCAGUGGCAGUAAAUGCUUCAGUUGCUCCUCUGCAGCAGAGAGGGACAAGUGGAUGGAAAACCUACGCAGAACAGUGCAACCGAAUAAGGACAACUGCCGUCGAGCUGAAAAUGUGCUCCGUCUCUGGAUCAUUGAGGCAAAGGACCUGGCCCCCAAGAAGAAAUACUUCUGUGAGCUGUGCCUUGAUGACACUCUCUUUGCCCGCACCACCAGCAAAACAAAAGCAGAUAACAUUUUCUGGGGAGAGCACUUUGAGUUCUACGGUCUCCCACCUCUUCACAGCAUCACAGUUCACAUCUACAAGGAUGUGGAGAAGAAGAAGAAGAAGGACAAGAACAAUUAUGUUGGCCUGGUCAACAUUCCCAUGGCCAGUGUAACCGGUCGCCAGUUUGUGGAAAAAUGGUACCCAGUCAGCACGCCUACGCCCAACAAAGGGAAAUCGGGGGGACCUUCCAUCCGGAUAAAGUCCCGUUAUCAGACCAUCACCAUCUUGCCCAUGGAGCAAUACAAAGAAUUUGCAGAGUUUGUUACCAGCAACUACACUAUGCUUUGCUCUGUGCUGGAGCCUGUGAUCAGCGUAAGGAAUAAGGAAGAGAUGGCUUGUGCUUUGGUGCACAUUCUUCAGAGCACUGGGAGAGCUAAGGACUUCUUGACGGAUUUGGUGAUGUCUGAGGUAGAUCGUUGUGGGGAGCAUGAUGUCUUGAUCUUCAGGGAGAACACGCUUGCUACCAAAGCUAUUGAGGAAUACCUAAAGUUGGUAGGGCAGAAGUAUCUUCACGAUGCACUAGGGGAGUUUAUCAAGGCUUUGUAUGAGUCAGAUGAAAACUGUGAAGUGGAUCCCAGCAAAUGUUCAUCCAGUGAAUUAACAGAUCAUCAGAGCAACCUGAAAAUGUGUUGUGAGCUGGCCUUCUGCAAGAUUAUCAAUUCUUACUGCGUAUUCCCUCGUGAGCUGAAGGAGGUAUUUGCAUCUUGGAAGCAGCAGUGCCUGAGCAGGGGCAAGCAGGACAUCAGUGAACGCCUGAUCAGUGCCUCCCUCUUCCUCCGCUUCCUCUGCCCCGCUAUCAUGUCCCCCAGCCUCUUUAGCCUCAUGCAGGAGUAUCCUGACGACCGAACAUCUCGCACGCUCACACUUAUUGCUAAAGUCAUUCAGAAUCUCGCCAAUUUUGCUAAGUUUGGUAACAAGGAAGAAUACAUGGCCUUCAUGAAUGACUUUUUGGAACAUGAGUGGGGAGGAAUGAAGCGUUUUCUCCUGGAGAUCUCUAAUCCAGAUACCAUCUCAAACAUGCCUGGAUUUGAGGGCUACAUCGACCUGGGCAGAGAGCUCUCAGUUUUGCAUUCCCUCUUAUGGGAGGUUGUGUCCCAACUUGAUAAGGGUGAAAAUUCCUUCCUACAGGCGACCGUGGCAAAACUGGGACCUCUUCCUCGUAUUCUUGCCGAUAUCACCAAAUCAAUGACCAACCCUACGCCAAUACAGCAGCAGCUGAGGCGUUUCACUGAGCACAGCUCUAGUCCAAACGUCAGUGGCAGUCUCUCCUCAGGGCUUCAGAAGAUAUUUGAGGACCCCACUGAUGGUGACUUGCAUAAGCUGAAGUCUCCAACCCAGGAAAAUGUAGAUGGAUAUUUUAGGGGCAAGACCUUACUGUUGGUUCAGCAGGCAUCCACCCAGAGCAUGACUUACUCAGAUAAGGAUGAAAGGGACAGCAUCUUGCCCAAUGGACGUAGCAUCUCUCUCAUGGACCUCCAGGAUCCUCACACGGCUCACAGUGACCAUGCUUCUAUCAUGCACGAUGUGCCUUUGCGCUUGGCCGGCAGCCAGCUCUCCAUCACCCAGGUGGCGAACAUCAAACAGCUGUGGGAAACUCAGAGCACACCCCAGAGCGCUCCCCAGGUGAGGAGGCCUCUGCACCCGGCUUUAAACCAACAGGGCAGCCUCCAGCCUCUGUCGUUCCAGAACCCGGUUUACCAUCUCAACAACCCAACCCCGCCGAUGCCGAAGGCCUCUGUGGACUCCAGCCUGGAGAACCUGAGCACUGCCAGCUCCCGGAGCCGAAGCAACAGCGAAGACUUCAAACUCAGCGGACCCAGCAACAGCAGCAUGGAGGACUUCACCAAGCGCAGCACGCAGAGUGAGGACUUCUCCCGGCGCCACGCAGUCCCAGACAAGCACGUCCCCAUUGCGCUGCCCCGCCAGAACAGCAGCAGCCAAGCACAGAUCCGCAAAAUGGACCAAGCCGGGCUGGGCGCCAGGGCCAAAGCCCCACAGUCCUUGCCACACAGUGCUUCCCUGCGGAGCACGGGCAGCGUGUCGGGAGUGUCGGGGGCCAUGGUGGCUGAACCCCUUCAGAAUGGGAGCCGGUCCCGGCAGCAGUCCUCGUCCUCUAGAGAGAGCCCUGUCCCAAAGGUGAGGGCAAUUCAGAGGCAACAAACGCAGCAGGUUCAGUCGCCCGUGGACUCAGCCACAAUGUCACCAGUGGAAAGGACAGCUGCGUGGGUUCUCAAUAACGGACAGUAUGAAGAAGUGGAGGAGGACACAGAGCAGAAUCCAGACGAAGUCAAGCAUGCUGAGAAGUAUGAACAAGAAAUAGCGAAGCUGAAGGAGCGCCUGAAGGUGUCAAGUCGCCGGUUGGAGGAGUAUGAGCGGCGGCUCCUGGUGCAAGAGCAGCAAAUGCAGAAGCUGCUGAUGGAGUACAAGUCUAGGCUGGAAGACAGUGAGGAGAGACUGCGCAGGCAACAGGAGGAGAAGGACAGCCAGAUGAAAAGUAUCAUCAGCAGACUCAUGGCAGUUGAAGAGGAGCUGAAGAAGGAUCAUGCAGAGAUGCAAGCUGUCAUCGAUGCAAAGCAGAAAAUUAUUGAUGCGCAGGUCAUAAAUGGGGAUGAGAUAAUUCAAACAGGAGAAGCGGAUCGUGUCCCUGGACUCUGCCAACACGCGGCUGAUGAGUGCCCUGACGCAGGUGAAGGAGCGCUACAGCAUGCAAGUCCGCAAUGGCAUCUCCCCAACCAAUCCCACCAAGCUUUCCAUCACGGAGAAUGGUGAAUUCAAAAACAGCAGCUGCUAACUGGGCAGAUGCUGCCGGCCGUCUCCCCAGGAGAAGGGCAAGAGGGAGCAGACUCGAGAAACCUUCAAAAUAGCACCCCCUUCCCCUUACAGGUUUACAUAAUGCUGCUAAUAAAACGGAAAAAAGAGAAAGAAGAACUCUGAAAGGUGGGCUGUAAUUCCCCGCUCAAGGCCAGGAGAACCGGGCUCCCGAGAACAAGUCCUUCCAUAUCACUGUGUAAAUAGAGGGAGCUCUUGGGUCAUGUACAGAAAAUGCCGAUGUAAUAUACCAAAAGGAAGUGAAUACUGUAGAUUUUUUUAAUUAUUGAUAUUUUUAUUAUUUUUUUUUUCUCUUGUUGAAAGCACUGCAGUCCUUGGAGGAGGAAGAGGGGAGUGUGAGUGCAUGUGUGUUGUGGGUGAGAGAGAGAGAUGAGCAGUGGGUUACGUUAGACAGCAGCUGGGUCUAUCGGGCUGGCUGACACAAGUACACGAGUGGAGUGAAAUAGUAGUGAAGUGAAUUCUAUAAGAAAAUUCAUCUGCUGGUUUUAUUCCCCUCUUCUCUAGCUCUUCUUAAGCCGAAUGCAAACUUGAUAGCAAACAUUUUAGCAAGAAAAUUGGCUCUUGCUGGAUCCUGUACCUACUUUCAGUAGGACUCCGGCAAAGAAUUGUCAGUCUUUUUGAACAAGAUGAAAACUUGGAGCAGCAAGCUUCUUUCCUUGCAUUUGCACACAGUCAGGAUUCCCAUCAAACAGGCAGAGGGAAUCUGCAGUUUUUCAAGGUAGGAUUCUUUCUUUUUUUUACCCCAGUUCUAAUGCAGUUUUAUAUUUUCUGUUUUGAAAAUUUACAGACCUGUAAAUACUUUUUUUAAAAAAAAUUUCUAUCCGAUCCCCACUUUAUGGACCACGGAGUGGCACCCUGAAUUCGUUCUCUGCGCUCCAUCAGGAACAGUCAGGUUAACGCUCUGAGGAAAGGGCUAACCCAAGGGUGCCCGUGCCCAGCAAAGGAGACUUCCGUAUGCAAAAUUUCCUUUUUUUUCCUAGAGGAUUUCUGUAGUUUAACUCUUGUUCAGUUUCACUGUUUCAGCCGUUAGCUUAGCCAGUCUAGUUCCAGUGAAAGAUGCUUCUGCACGUUUGUGUUAAAAGCUCUUCCAUUUUCCCUGAAAUUCGCCUUUCUCUGGAUACUUCAGAGGGGUUUUUUUGAAGUUCUGUACACACCAGUUUUUCCUCAAGGAGUUUUGACUAAGCUUUCAUCUCCAAUUACUUUCAGUUGCAUUUCAUAGAAGCAUACUUACAGGCUGUAUGUGAGUGCGUAUAUCAUUACAAGGUGACCUUCUCAUGGUAGAUAACAACAUUCACAAACUGUAAAAGAUUAACAAUAAAUGACACAGUAUUGUCAAUUCUCAUGAUUUCAUCAAAUGCCACGAUAUUUAGUCUGGGGUGGGUUUUUUUGGUUUUUUUAGUUUUUUUUAAUCCCCAAAUUCUACACUCAAGUAAUAAUGUGUGAAUCUUCACUUUCACUUUUUGGUAUAUGUUUCUAGCCCCCAAAUCCUCAAAGUAAAUAAAGUUAUUGCAACAGGAAUUUAAAUUUCGAAUUCCAGAUGUAGACUAAUAACAGCGAGCGUGAUUAACCGUUCAGACUAGUUAUGGAAAUUAGAAAUUGGAAAAGUUGACUUCAAAACAAGACAAAACCUGGCGAGGGUGCCUCGGUGUGGGGUGCGUUUAGCAAACAGUUCAGGCUGCAGCUAGGAACGAGUUAAUGGGGUGGCUGUGGGGGUACCUGCCUGGAAUCGUACGGCCUGUGAUACGGAGGAGGUCAGAGAUGAUGAUGCCAUCGCCCUCUCUGGCCUUCGUUUCUGAAGCUCUAAAAUCCUACUGCGUUAAAAAUGUAGGAUUUUCUAAGCCAAUUUCUUGACCUCCUGAAAGUGACCCAUGUUGCCUUCAAGGUGAAGGACUGGCAAUACUGAGAACCCAAGUUCAGUGUUCGUUGUCCAGUUUGUUUGCUCUUUGGAAAUGAACCAACCUCACCUCUGUGGGCAACCGCAGCUUGUGACAGAGCGCAGUAUGUUGACAGUUCCACCUGACUACUGUGUUACAGCACUGCUGCGCAAAGUCACCACACAAGCGUGUUACAUUCCCAGCUGUGCAUAAAUGCGGAGGCCGCAUCUCCUGCUCUGUAGGGCGCAUAAGAAAAACGUGUACGAAUCUCUCUUAGCAAGGCCUUGGCUGUUAACGUACUACAUCUAGAGGAGAGCUGUCUGCAGCGAGAUGAGUUUUAUAUUUAAUGCUUAAUCCUUUCAGAUCAAAGCUUCUCUGGCUGCUCGACUGUGGCUUGGUACUACAGGCCAAGGAGCAUCCCUGUCUUGUUCUUGGUGAUCCGCAGCCAAGUCAGCGCGCUCUGACGCACCUGGGGUUGUGCUCUGCGUGUGCUCACUAGUGGUUUCUCUUCUGUACUUUCCAAACCGUCUUCCAGCUCUGGGACAUUGCUGACCUCUGAUAUUUUCUUCCUCAAACUGUGCCUUUAAGUUCCUUCCUCUUUCCUUCUUCCUUCAUGCACCGCGGCCGUAGACAGCCUAUCGAGUUUGUAUUAAUCCCUCUUGUGAGCAGCUCUCUUUUACAAGAAACCUUGAAAAAAAAAAAAAAAAAAAACCCAAAAAAACUUAGGAUCCCCUUUUUGUUGAGUGUUUUUGUGCGAUCUGCAUCUCCCCUCUGCUGUGUACUGUAAUUACACAGCUCCAUCGUGGGGAAUUCGCUCCCAAAAAGUAGCCUUUUCAGAUGGGCACGUGCAUUGCUCACUUAAUAAGCAAUGCAAGACGCGAGAGCGAGCGGUCGUAGGAAUACACUGACUAGAACAAGGCAGGAGCAGGUAGGUCAUUCUGCUAGCGUUAGUCUAGCAUUAAUUUGGGAAACACAUUCCACCAGAGCUCCCCAAGCUUUCUGGUAACCCAUCAGAGACCUCCGGCUGAGCUGGAGCUGGAGGUUCGACACUGAAAGACUCCGAGGCGCCCGCUUUGGUUUCUGCAGGGAAAUGCAAUAGGGGCAACAUUUCAGCCCUGAUUUUUAGAGGGGAAAUAACACCUGCCCCCACGUGGAUACAUUUUGGUGAGGGCUGCCGUGAUGUAUCGUUCUAAUAACGCACCUUCCCCUAUGUGUUUCUUAAGCUUUGUAGAUUAGCUCGCUCUUCUGCAAGAGUCUGACCCAUCCGUGCUGUCCUCGCAGCUUGUUGCUAGGCCGGUGGUUUCUCUUCUAUUUCAGUUUCUACCCUAAAGUGCAAAGUGUGCUCCUCUGACUCCCGCUAGAGAGGGGAAGCUGCCUCUUGACCCAAAAAGGGGUGAAGGUUGCAGACUCGCAAUGCUGCAAGACUAAAAUCGAUCAGUUGCACAACGAAAACAUUACGUUCCUGAGUUCUGCAGGCAGCUGUCUCUCCUAGUUUAUUACCAGGCAGCUUUCUAGAGAAAUUUUAAGCUGCUUCAAGCCGACAAUGUGUGAAAAUGCCAGCUUCUAUUUUGUCCUGUCUGAUAAAAUUCAAGUGGCACCAAACCACGUGGCAGCCAAAAGGUCUGUCUAUUUUGGAGCAAGAGCCCUAACUGGGCCUGAUCGCAUUUGGUGUAAGACUAGUAGCCAGCAGCAAUGAGAGGAGCAACAAACAAUGCAAAGUCUGAUGAUGAGCGUUACAGACGUGAGGUUUUGGUUCAUACUUUCAGCAAACGCAUCAGGCUGUGUCUGACGCUGUUGCGAGCAACCGCUGCUCUCAUUUGGAAACAGCUGAAGUAGCGCAGGAAAAAUUUAAUAGCCUGUAGGAGUAAUACUCGCGUGCUCCUAAAACUGAAACAGAAAAGUUGCCCCAUCCUGACAUCUCGAUCCUCGCUGGCCGCGUUCCUCGAUACUGUUCUAGGAUGAUUCUUCCCAAACCACAAAGCCACCCGGGCUUCCAGGUUCUCCGUAAAACCUCCUGGCCGGUGUGGCGGGGCAGGGAAACGGAGCAGCGUUUUGUAGCGCUGUGUCCCUUUGCCCUGCCACGCGUGUGGUGUCCGCGGAGCCUGUGAGGGAGGAGGGGACCAGGCUGACGAGGGCAGGCACUGGUGGAGAAGAGAGGGAGCACGGCCUGGGAGUGGCGUCCUGUAACUGCUCGCUCUUUGCAAUUCUAGGAAUUCAGACCUUUUUUUUCAAGGGAAAUAAACAGAUGUCACCUCCAGGAAUUACCAACUGUUAUUUCCCUGGUGUAUUAGAAAUGGGCAGCUCUGCAUAAAAGCACAGAUUCAUACAGCGACACAUUUUGCAAUAUUCCUCUCCAGUGGAGUAACUCUAAGCAGGGGAUCCAGAGGAGCGUGGAAAGGGAUGUGUAUAUUUUCUAGUUAGAGAAUAUGAGGUGUAUCCAGUAAUAAAUUCUGUAUCCAUCUAAUCAGUCAUCCAAGAAAUGGGGUUUAUUUUAUGUCCUUGCAAUUGCUUUGGGUUGGCUUAGGCUUUUUUUUUUUUUUUUUACAUGAUAUAUAGUUAUUUCGUGUUUUAAUGCUGGCUUAAACCCACCGGCUUUUAACUUCAUCUGAAAACUCAAUGAUUGAAGUCCGUCGAUUUUUACAGCAGUGCCCACGGCACGUGUCAGCAAUACUUACCUGCUGAGGUCACCGCGUAUGUAUGAAUUCUGUUUGUGCUCUGCAACAAUUCUGUGUCAUUCCUGGAGAACGAUCCCUGUCCGAGGUGAACCGUUACAUGUAUUUACAGCAGCGCUUACCACGGUCAGCCACAGGUAUCCAGCCAAGUGUGACAGAGCAAUAAGGGUUAAAUUUAGGCUGAUGCUCUUAGGUAUUUCCUUCUCCCCAGUAAGUUAACUCCCAUGAGGGUGAGCGUGUCAUUACAGAUCAUGCCUGCCAGGAAUCCUACCUGUAAAAAUAGAUUUUUCUGUCUCAAGGGCCUUAAUAAGAGUGUUACUACACAGAACUGUUUUACAAUGAUAGCUCUAAAUAAUUUAUUUUUUAUUUCAACAAAGUACACCUUAAAAAGUAAUAAACUUGUUUUUCAAGCCGUAUUUUUAUGCUAGUAGCACUGGACUGUUUGGUCUCUGAGAUUCAUUUCUGCAUUUCAUUGCCUGGGUUUGUUCUAAAGAAGAUUUAUUUUUGUUCUGUGAAUAAUUUUUGAAGGUUCUUGUAAUAUGUACAGAUAUAGAUACAUUUGAGGUCUUUUAUUGAUAUUCCUACAAAGAAUACAAAUAAACUUUAACUUUAAAC